Pseudocercospora fijiensis CIRAD86 is the source of this 5730-nucleotide messenger RNA. RefSeq lists its product as uncharacterized. The coding region runs from base 1 to 5730 and encodes 1909 amino acids. NCBI's taxonomy places the organism in Eukaryota, Fungi, Ascomycota, Dothideomycetes, Mycosphaerellales, Mycosphaerellaceae. The transcript is spliced from 3 exons. The record is from RefSeq and is a predicted model, not a curated record.
AUGGAUCUCACAUCGCGAGGUUCGUUCGGAAGUGGUAGCUCGCGUCCUCCCAGUCGAGCAUGGAGCGAAAGCACAGAACGCCCAGGAUCCUCAGCUGGACCAAGGACAAUCAGCCAAGAGAUAGACCACAUCAAGACGCUCAUUACCCGAGCGAAAGAUGCACCACAGCAACACUCAGGCAGUGUGACCGCAGUGCUGUUCCGCAGCAGGAACCGGUCUGGAGAACUCCUAACGCAUCAUCACAUAUUUCACGAAUUGGACGCGCUCAAGAAGAGAAUAAAACAUGAACAGCAGGAAGUCAAGCCGACGCUGGAGAGAAGAAUCUCGCAGAUCGACCCGGGGCAAGAGUCGGAAUCUGAGGCCGAGUCAGUAUUUGACGAGCGGGAUGCAGAGCUUGAAAGAGCACAGGAGAGGUUUGACAAGCAGAAAGAGCAGCUGGAGUCAUUGCUUGAGUCUGCAGAGCGGAGAGUCGAUGGAUUGACGAGUGAGAAAGAGAAGUUACAAGAACAAUUGCGACAGUCUACGUCGGAGAAGCAAAAUAUACAGGCGGCAUUGCAAGCGGCCCAGAAAGAUAUCUCGAGACUGAAUGGACGGGUUCAGGAUGUCACCAAAGCGCUGCAACAAACCCAGAAUCAGUUAGCAGAGACACAGGCGGAGAAAGCUCGAGUUGAAGCGGAUCGCAAAACCGCUCAGGAGCUAGUCAACACACUGGAAGCUCAGAAGGCUGAAGUCCAAGCAUCUUUAACUGCAGCGAACGAAAGGUUGGUCAAGUUGGAGGAACACAACCACCAGAUCACGCAUCAUCUGCAGACUGUGAUCAGUACCCACGAGGAAAGCGAUCGCACAUUGAAGGAAGAAUUGAAUGUUCUCAGAGCGCGCUGCGACAGCAUCACUUCCGAACGCGACGAGCAACAGACCGCGAUCGCAACGCUCAAGCAGCAGCGUGAGGACGACUCUCGUCAUAAGGAGAAGAUCAACUCAAUCAGCGAUGAACUCGAUCAUGUCACACAGCAGACUGAACAAUUGAGAGUCUCCCACGCCCAGGAAAUCGAAACUAUCCGCACCGAACACGAGAGACAGCUCGAGACUGCGAGGAAGGCCGCAGACGAUCUAAAAAGUCAGCAGGCCGAGACCGAAGCGAGCGCAGAAGCCAAGCAUGAGGAGACGAAACGACUCCUUGCGAGCGAAUUGAAGAUCACCGGAGCUUUGCGCGAGCAGAUCAAGGGCUCGGAAGGACAGUAUUCGAAGGAACUUGACGGCAUCCGCGCAACACUCAAAGAUGUCGAAGAGCAGCUUGACAGUGCACGCAAAGCAUAUGCUGAGCUGCAAACCUCGGCUCAGGACAAGGAAACCUCGACAGCAUCUGCUUUUGCUGAGAAAGAUGACGAAAUCAAGAAAAUCACCGCAGAAUUGGCGACUGCUAUGAAAGAGAAAGACGCUCAGCACGAUCAAGAUAUGACCAAUCUUGAGGACGAAUUUGAUCGGGAGAAGAGUGCACUACUAUCUCAAUAUGAGGCUGCUCUGGAAGCAUUGAACCAGGAUAAUAAUGACAGACGGAUGCAACUGCUGCAGACUCAUGAGGCCGAGUGUCAGACCCUUCAGUCGAACCUCAAGGAACUCCAGGAGGAGUAUCAGACUACUAUAUCUAAAAAUCAACAAGAACACGAGACUGCCAUUCUUAAUCUGAUAGGUCGUCACUCAUCCGAGAAGGAGGUGGACCGGUCUGAAAUAGAUAAGCAGAUUGCGGAGCUGCGGAAUUCGCACGAAUCCGAGCUCGCUAUCAUGCGUGAAGAACAUCAGCAAACCCUCGCAGAGCUUGGAGGUGUGCACGAAAAGGCUUUGCGCGCUGCGGAAGAACAAAGCCUAUCUCUGGCAAGGUCUCAUGAAUCUUCCGUUAAUGACUUGAGAACUGAGCAUGAAGAGGAGAUGAACAAGCUCCGGGAGAAGCAUAUUGCAGAUAUCGCAGUCUGGCAGAAAGAGCAUGAUCAACGAAGUAGUGAGCUCAAGGCUGAUUACGAAGAAGCAUUGCGGAAAGCUGAGGAGCAGAUGCGAGAGAUGAAACGCUCACAUAGUGCCACCCUUUCAGCUGUUCAGGGUCGAUACAACGAGAAGAUUGAGCAGCUUCGCCAAGAGCAGGAUCAGAAGCUAAAGACUGAAGCCGACAAGACCCGGAGAGAAGCAGAUGGCUUGCGUGCUUCACAUACUUCCGAGAUAGUCGAGCUGAGAACCGGCCACGAUACCGCACUCAAAUCGCUGCAAGCGGAAUUGGACCAGGCUCGAGAAGAUGUCGCAACGAGACUGAGCGCAAGCGAGGCGUCCGAUGCCGAUCAUAAAAGAGGCCUCUCCAGGGCCCAAGACGAGCAUACCGCCGCCGUGGCAGCAUUGAAAGCUGAGCACACUCAGAAGCUCAACAGUUUGCAAGCUGAACUGGACAAAGCCCUAGCUGAUGCGAAGUCUUCGAACGAGGCAUCGUCUGCUUCAGUCGCGGAGAAUGAAAGUAGGCUGAGCAAGUUACAAUCAGAUCACGAUGCACAACUAUCACAGCUGAAGUCCAACCAUGACACGGCAAUGUCAUCCCGAGAUCGCGAGCUUCACAGGGUUCGGGAAGAGCUCGAAAAGGCGAUAGCUGCUUCAACGAAGUCGGAAGCUGAGUACGAAGCAAAGAUGGCAGAGCUUCAGAGAUGCCACCAGUCAGCAGUGGAGAAGAUACAGGCCGGUCACCGCGCUGAACUGGCAAAGGUCCAGGAAAGCAGCGAUCGCGGAAUUGCAGACCUCCGAAAACAGCAUGAAGAGCAGCUUGCUGCGCAGGAAGCUGCUCAUCGGGAUUCAGACGUAAAAGGGCAGAUCACGCUUGACCAGACGCUUGAAGAUGUCAGAAACCAGCAUGAUUUGGAUCUUGCGAAGUCGAAUCAAGAGUUCACACAGAAGCUGACGGAAUUGACUCGCAAGCAUCAACAGGAGCUUGCUGAGAGGGAUGCAGUGCACUUGGCUGCCUUGUCUGAUGCUCGUGAAAGUCACAGCCGCGAACUGGGCCAUUCUCAGGCCGAGGGCACUGCUCUGGCUCAACAGCUUCGUGAAGCGCAUCAGAAUGAGCUGAGCAGACUGAAAGAUGAGCACAAAUCUCAGAUCCACGCUGCCGAAGCUACCUCUACAGCCGUGAUAGACAAGGUCGGCGCUGAAAGACGGGACGAAGUGAAGCGACUCCAAGCAGAGCACAACACAGAGCAGAUGCAGACAAAUGCGAAAUACGAGGAAGAACGCAAAGCCAUCCGACGAGAACUCGACAGUGCUCAAGCGGCUCUGGCAGAGCAAGCGUCGCACCACGAGUCCGAGGCUGAGCGUGCCCGCGAGGCGCAUCGUGAAGAGCUGCACAAUGCUCAGAUGAAGCAUGAUUCUGCCCUGUCUGAAGCACAGCACGAACUCGAGAUGCUGCGCACCGAGCACGAACAAGCCCUGGCCAGCAUCAAGGGCAGCCUGGAGAAGCAGCUGGAGUCUACGCGCAACACUCACUUGAAGCAAGUCGGCAAGCUACAGUCAACCCUGCAGUCUCAACUUGAGCAAGCCAAGUCGAGCCACGAGCAGGCCCUCUCAGAACAUGAUUCGGUGUGGACUAGCAGAAUGGUGCAGAUGAAGGAAGAGCAUUCAAAGGCGAUUUCGGCCGCCGUAGCCAACAGUGACGAAAGCACAGCAUCUCGUCUGAAAGAGGUUGAGAAGCUGCAUUCAGAUGCCUUGCUCAAAGCCUUGACUGAGGCUCAGCAGCAAGCCGAUCAGAGGGCUGCGGCGGCGGAACUACAGCACAGAGCUGCGCUUGACGCCGCGGUAGCCAAAGCACAGCAGGGUGGUCAAGCGGAGGUGCGCAACCUGAAGAAGCGUCACCAGGAUGCCGUUGCCCAAAUUCGCGUCAAUGCCUCCAAGCACUCUGCCGCUCGAUUGACAGAGCUCGAGCAGACUCAUCGCAAGGAGAUCGAGUCUGCACUCGACCAAGCUCGUCGUGCCGCCGAGGAGAACAGCACGUCCCAAGCCACUGCACACAGCAGAGAGCUCGAAAAGAUUCGUCUCAAGCAUUCCGAAUUCCAGCAGGGCGAGCUGCUACGAUUAGAGACCGAGUCCGCCUCCAAGCUGGCCGAAGUGGAAGCACGUCUUGAGGAAGAAAAGGCUGCAGAGCUGGCGUCGAAACAAGAUUCAUUCACUGCAGAGAUUGUGGCAAUGCGGACAAGGCUCGAUGCGUCCAUGACGGGUCAAGCUGAGGCUGAAAGAUCUUUAGCCUCCCUGAGACAGCAACUUGCGCAAGCUGACCGUCGUGUCAAUGAUGUCAAGAAGGACUGUGAGGAGCACAUGGACGCUUUGGGUCGAGAGAAAGACGAUCUCACACAGCAGCUGGAGCAGGUCCAGGCUUCGCUCCGAGACCUCCAAGCCACACACUCGGGCGGAGCAGCGACACCAAGGACUUCCACCUCGGGCCCGCUACGGGAAGAGGUGGCGGAAUUGAAGCUACGAGUCAGCAGCAUGGAAGAAGAGCGAGCUGCAAUGCGACUGCUUCUGCAGAAACGUCUCGAUGAGAAAAAUGAGGUCGCUCGCCAGAAUGAAUUCCUGGUGAAGGAGCUUGAGAUGCUGUUGCAACAACGUGCACGUCCAAAACCCACGCCACAAAACACUCGCGAUGCACUUGUGCAAACCGAUGCGCUUGUUUCAGAGCCCAAGGUGGAUCAAGCUUCCAUCAGGCAAAUGAGAACCAGGAUAAGCCGACCAAGCACAGGCUACAGCUCUGCUGGUCGUCCUUCAACACCGCUCAGUCCUGGUGCUAGACAAGCAAAGGCCGAGGACGAAAUGGCUUGGAGAACGCGCUCUUUCGAGGAUUAUCUUGAUAAUGCACGUGCAGAGCUGUCCCAGCUCGGUAGCGUUAUCAGUGCAAACGAGGCUCUGUUCGCACGGAAGAUAGAAGAGCACGUUGGCGAGCUGCAGAGAGCGAAAGACGAGCUGGCAGCAGACUACCUUGCCAAGAUUGACACACUCGCUCGAGACAAGGACAGGAUGGAACGCAUGGUGACAUCGAAGCAGACAGCGGCAUUUGCCAAAGAUCAGAAGAAGCUUUUGGCUGAGUAUGGUGAAGACUUCGAUGACUCUGUUGAGCGGAAUGCGAUGCUCACCGGCAUGCCUGUUGAUCAAGCUAGAGCACUUCGCAAUGCCGAAGAGAAGCUCGUUGCCGAGCACAGCAAGCGUCUAUCGAAGCGCAAGUCGCAAAUUGUCCUGAAGCAUGCCGAGGAGUUCCAGGCCAUUACACAGGACUACGACCGCAAGAUGGCAGACCUGAUCAACAGCCGAUCUUUGCUAGAGGGAGACUUGUCCGUUGAUCCUUCACGAUUCGAGCAUGAGUAUGGACAGUUCUCAACAAGAUCGCAGCAGCUUGCAGACGAGAGGAGGAGCAUCAGCCCCAAGUCGCCGAGAAAAAGUGCAAGCCCGUUGAAACCAUGGCAACCAAGACGUCGUGGGUCUGGUAAGCAUCCGCCUGUUCCACAGCGCUCCCUCAUGGGACCAAAGGCUACUGCAGACACCUUCUCCCCCGCUCCGCGGGUCAUUUUGAAAGACACAUCACCUGAGCCGCAAGCAUCGCCGAUAUCUGCACGUGGGAGGACGAGCGCCUGGAUCGUCGCAGAGCAAUCGCCCGCCUUCCAGGUCAUCUCCGACAUCAAAGCAAACAGCACCAAAAGCACUGGGAUCAGGUCCCUUUAG